This is a messenger RNA of Ceratotherium simum simum (southern white rhinoceros), 1238 nucleotides long. NCBI's taxonomy places the organism in Eukaryota, Metazoa, Chordata, Mammalia, Perissodactyla, Rhinocerotidae. The record is from RefSeq and is a predicted model, not a curated record.
AUGGAGGCCGAUCCAGCCCCCGACUUCUCGAUGAUGCUGAGAGAGCUGCUGGCGCCGCCCUGUCUGGACCCCGAGCCGCCCCCGGAGCCCCCCGCCCGGCAGGCCCCAAGGCCCCCGAGAUGCCUCAGACCCAGUGGCCUAUAUAGGUGCCGCCCAGGGAAUGAGGUGACCACGCUGCCCCUUGUCCCCAGGUCCUUCUGGCCUGCACGCCGGGACUCGAUCACCGCCCUGCACUUCCUUCAAGAGACAGCAGAGGGGCUGGCCCAGCCCCCUGCCCAGGACACCCAGGUCCUGGGACCCUGCUGGGAGCUGAAGGCCCUGGGGUCUCUGGGACCCCCGCCUCCGGCCAGCGAUGCCAGGAACAUGCUGCCCCCCAUCAGCCAGCAAUGCGGCAGCCUGGGGCCCCCAGGGGCUCCCCUGGCCCCUUCAGCCCCCCCCCAGAGGAGGCCCCGGAAACAGCCGAACCCCCAGCAGGGCGCAGAGAAAGUGGACCCCCGGUUCGAGGGGGUGACCCUGAAGUUUCAGAUAAAGCCGGAUGCCAGCCUGCACAUCACACCCAGCUACAGUCACAUCCCGGACCGAGCCGGGGCCUCCUCGUUGGGAGAAGGGCCUAUGCCUCCUUGGGGGAUGCCUGAUGCCUUGAUAGUAAAUCUUCAUUUGGGGGGCUGUCUGGGAUGGGAUACAGGUCCCCCAGUGCUAACGCCUUGUCUGCUCCCCAGCCUGGCCUCCGGCCGCCGCUCUCAGGCUCCCCCAGCAGGCCCCGCCAGGGGCCCUGAGGCCACUUCAGGAGGCAGCGAGGCCUUGGGGCCCCGGCGCUGUGCUUCCUGUAGGACUCAGAGGACCCCACUCUGGAGAGAUGCCGAAGAUGGGACCCCUCUCUGCAACGCCUGUGGUAUCAGGUACAAGAAAUAUGGCACCCGGUGCGCCAGCUGCUGGCUGGUGCCCAGGAAAAAUGUCCAGCCCAAGAGGCUAUGUGGCAGAUGUGGGGUAUCCCUGAGCCCCCACCAAGGCCCAGCUCAGGAAGGCUAAGCCCUUCGUCACCCAGCUGAAUCUGUCCUGCCUCAGCUUCUCCAGGGGGAGAAUGGACAGAAGCCCUUCUAGAAGGAGUGGAGAAAGAGCUUAGGUCUUGCGGGGUCCCCAGCCUGCCUCCUCUCUGCCCCCUCCUCAUCAGGGACCCCAUGGGGAAGACCCAGGCCUCAGGCCCCAGAGCCCCUGUCUGAGGGUCGCUGGCCCCUCCC